This is a messenger RNA of Hydra vulgaris (swiftwater hydra), 1720 nucleotides long. RefSeq lists its product as uncharacterized. The record is from RefSeq and is a predicted model, not a curated record. Gene Ontology annotation, molecular function: oxidoreductase activity; protein binding. Lineage: Eukaryota; Metazoa; Cnidaria; Hydrozoa; Anthoathecata; Hydridae.
UAUAUAUAUUUUUAAGAUGAAAAUAAUAACUGUAGCAAAUAAAAAAAAAUAUAGAGCAAAAUAGAACAUGAGUUUAAAACCAAAUAAAAGAACUUUGAUUUGUGGAAAUGAAAUUCCUAUGAUUGGAUUAGGCACUUUCAAGCUCAAAAACAGUGUUAACUCAGAAGAGGUAUACCGUGUGCUUGAUGUAGCUAUUGAAUCUGGUUAUAGAUUAAUUGACACUGCAUCAUGUUAUAGAAAUGAAGAAGAUAUUGGAUUUGCACUGGAAAAACUCUAUGUUAAACAUAACAUUAAAAGACAAGACUUAUUUAUUACAAGCAAAUUAGCUCCUAAAGACAUGGGUUAUGAUUCUGCUAUUUCAACUGUUGCAGAAACUCUCUCUAAACUAAAAACAACCUAUCUCGAUUUAUACUUGAUACAUUGGCCUGCAAAAUCUAAUCUUUCACCUGUUAGUACAGAACACAGUGGUUUUCGCAAAGAAACUUGGAAUGCCUUUCAAUAUCUUUUUAAACAAGGUUCUCUAAAGUCCAUAGGUGUAUCUAAUUUUACGAAAAAACACUUAGAAGAAUUGUUUCUUUAUGCUGAUAUCCCCCCAUCAGUCAAUCAGGUUGAAUUUCAUCCUUAUCUUUAUCAAAAAGAGCUGUUGGAAUUCUGUCAUAAAAACAACAUUUUUCUUCAAGCAUAUUCCUCCUUAGGUACAGGACAGCUAGUUAAAGAAACUUUAAUUCAACAGUUAGCACAAAAGUAUCGUACUAGUGCAGCUCAAGUACUUUUAAAAUGGGCUUUACAACAAAAUGUUGGUGUUAUUCCAAUGUCAACUUCCACUGACCAUAUUAGGAGCAAUAUAUUGUUAAAUCAUUUUACAAUAAAUGACGACGAUAUGAAGUUAAUUUGUCAGCUUGAUCUUCAAAAACAUUAUUGUUGGGAUCCUACUAAUGUAAACUAAUGUUAUUUUGAAAAAAUAGUAAAAUUAUUAAACAUUUUUGUAAAAAAAAAAAAUUUUAAUUAGUAAAUAUAUUUUGAAAAGUAUACAAUUAUCUAUUUGUAAAUAAGUACAUGUCUGUAUAUUAUAUAUAUGUUUAUGUAUGAUUGUAUAUAUAAUUCUAUAAAUUGUUGGCUUUAAAAGAACUAAAGGUAAAAAAUAAUUUUUUUUUGUCAAAAAAUUUCAUUAUUUGUAGUUCAACAUUUCCGUCUAAAAGCCAAAAGCAUAAAAUUAAUCGUGAAUAAAAUAUUUUUUAAAUUACUGCAAAAACCCUAACUUAAUCGACUUUUUAAUGCAGAAUGUGCUUUUUAAUGUUUUAUACUUUUACUUUUCAAUUUUAUUUGUUAUAUUUUUUUUAUGGAGUAUAUACAUCUAGUGUGGAGCAGUGAUUGGUUACUGGAUAUACAAGUCAUGACAGUGUUUUAAUGCGCUCACUGAGCCCAUACAAAAUACUAAAAUGUCUCCGUCAGGACUUGUAAAUACAGUAAAAUACAAAAUUUAGCAAUACAAAAUAAUUACCAUAAAUUUAUGUUUUUCUGAUGAACUACGUUUUCUGAGGGAUGGUUUGUUGCCAGCCCAAACCAAAUCCCUCAGUCCAUGUAGCAGCACUCCUCGCAUGUUUUACCUAUUUGCCAGUUGAUGUAACAGCACUUUUUGCAUUUUCUACCUAUUUUUCCAUUGAUGUUUGUAUACAGUAAAAUAAUAAAAAAUAAAAAAACAUUAAUGUUUUUAUUUUUA